CAGUCGAUCUUGAGAUACGACGAGAUACAGAACGAAAUGGAAAUAAGCAAGCUGUCGAUCGUCAAAUUUUUCGAAAUGGCGCUGUCGGCCAUUUGCAUAGGAUUUCACUACAGAAGCAGGACCAAUGAUUUCGACUGCGACACAGUAUCUGCAGUGGCAUUCGGAGGCUUCAUAAUCAUCUCUUCUGGUAGUUUCAUAGGGCUUCUCAUGAACGCCCCCAUCAACCGAAAGGUCGACACAUUCUACAGCCUGGUGGGGUGCGCUGUUUUCGUCGCUGCGGGAUCGUUAAACAUCGAUUUUUUUGAACACUUCACCCGGUCGGAAUGGAAACAUUACGGAAUAGCAAAAGGCAUACUGGCUAUCGUUAAUGGAGCAGUUUUCGUGCUGGAUUCAGUCCUUACGUGGAGAGAAGGCGUUUAA
This is a messenger RNA of Cylas formicarius (sweet potato weevil), 420 nucleotides long. RefSeq lists its product as uncharacterized. NCBI's taxonomy places the organism in Eukaryota, Metazoa, Arthropoda, Insecta, Coleoptera, Brentidae. Gene Ontology annotation, biological process: septate junction assembly. The transcript has 3 exons. The coding region runs from base 37 to 420 and encodes 127 amino acids. The record is from RefSeq and is a predicted model, not a curated record.